This is a messenger RNA of Schistosoma intercalatum, 204 nucleotides long. The record is from the annotation of a GenBank genome assembly. NCBI's taxonomy places the organism in Eukaryota, Metazoa, Platyhelminthes, Trematoda, Strigeidida, Schistosomatidae.
AUGUAUGACAAUAAUGAAGAUGAUGAUGAUGGUGAUGAUGAUGAUGAUGAUGGUGAUGAUGAUGAUGAUGACGAUGAUUUGGAUGCUGAUAAUGAUUUGGAUGAUGAUGAUGAUGAUGAUGAUGCUUUGGAUGAUGAUGAUGAUGCUUUGGAUGAUGAUGAUGAAGAUAACGAUGACGAUGACGAUAAUCGAUGCUGUAUUUAA